Messenger RNA from Penicillium verrucosum, 1431 nucleotides. Its product is annotated as alpha/beta fold hydrolase. Bases 1 to 1431 code for a protein of 476 amino acids. The record is from RefSeq and is a predicted model, not a curated record. The transcript has 3 exons. Lineage: Eukaryota; Fungi; Ascomycota; Eurotiomycetes; Eurotiales; Aspergillaceae.
AUGAGUAAAUCCUUGUCCCAUGCCUUGAUCAGCACGGCCGUCUUUGCCUACGGCUUCCUUACGGUUUUUCUUUAUGGCUUCAUUGCCUUGGCGAAAGGCACAUACUUCAAACGCCCAAAUGAAAACGAGAAACGAGACCUACAGCUUGCUCGCAAUCGCCUGUGGGAUUUAUCUAAAGACUUCGAAGGUCUCUCUCACCACAUUCUAACUUUGCAGAGCGGAUUCAAGUUCCACUUUGUCAGUAACGAUAUCCCAAACACACCGGAAACCAUCAAUUCUGAUAAACCAUUGGUCAUCUUCAUCCAUGGAUUCCCCGAUAGCUGGGCCGUCUGGCGACGCAUUAUCAGAAAUCCUGCUCUGCAAAAGGCCGUUUCACUCGUUGCCAUUGACCUUCCUGGAUAUGGAGGCACGGAGAGCCUAGAAAAAUAUACUGCAACAAACGUCUUGGAGAAAUUGACAGAGCUGAUUGUCACCCUGCGGACCCAGUAUGGCGUGGACUCGGACAACGAAAGCAACAAGAAGAGAACCGUAAUUGUCGCCCAUGAUUGGGGUUGUGUCUUGUCCAUGCGCCUCGCCGCCGAAGCUCCGUCCCUAGCUCAUCGGUUCAUCUUGUCCAACGGACCAUCAAUGAAAUUGGUUGAAUCCAAUAUCCGCCGUCUGCUCUUCUCGGCCAAUAAGAUGCUCGGUAACGCCUGGCGUUCACCAUUGAACGCUCGCGUCCCGCUGAUGCAAGCACUCCGAACCCUCGCUCCUCUUGGCCGCCAGCUUUUUCUAUCCGGCUACAUCUUUUCCAUGCAGCUACCAACGCCAAUUGUCUGCUACUUCAUGUCCGGAGGCAACCACUCACUGUUGAAAGGCUGCCACCUCACCUCGUACAACAAGGACGAAUGUACUCCCCUCGGCGUGGCCAACAGCAUGGCUAGCACCAUGGGACCGUCCGCUGCAGAAUCGGAUACUAAAACUCCCAGCGGUGAUUCUUAUCAUGCCAGCAUCAGCGAACGCGCGUUCGCGCAUGUCAUCCACAUGGCGGCUUAUUACCGCGAUCGGGCAUCGGUGGCGCGUUGGGUCAAGUCUAUUGAGACAGUCGCUAGCUUGCACAGCAUUUCAUCCGGAAAGCGGCUGACGAGCAGCGGAGCUGGGUUGUUUGAUGAAGGCCCACCGGGCGCUCUCAAAGCCAGCACGACCAUUUUCUGGGGCAAGGAUGAUAUUGCACUUGACCAAAGGAUCUGCCUUGAUGGGAUGGGUGAUUACUUGGCGCAGGGGUCUCAGAUUGUGCUACUUCCCCGUACUGGACAUUGGACCCCAAUUGAACGUGAGAGCGGCGCAGCUUUGAUCAAGGCCGUUGAAUGGGCUGCCCAAGGCGAAGAAGGGGAUAUUGGGACCAUUCUCAGUGAAUCCUACCCUGGUAUCCAGGUCAAUUUUUCACGGUAA